AUGUUGGCUAAUAACGACGGGCCACGGAUGGAAAUUAUAACCGAACCCUGGUUCGCGGAGGUCAUCCAGCAUCUCCGGCAAACGUUCUUCGCGGAUGAGCCCUUGAACAAGGCCGUGAAUCUGUGUCGGCCGGGUGAUGGGCAUACGUUGCUGGAAAAGCAUAGCCUCUUGAGCCUUCGAGAUGGCAUUAGUGUCAUGGCAGUCACGAACAGUGGGGAGAUAGCUGGCGUCGUCGUUAAUGGUGUGCUUCGUGGGAAUCACGACACGAGCCGUGCCCUGGACAAACUCGACGAGACGGAUGAUGAAAAGUUUCGUAAAAUUUUCACACUUUUGUAUGAGGAAAACCUCAAAAUAGAUCUGUUUCAGCAGUUUGAAGUGGAUAGUAUUUUUGAAAUCCGUAUCCUGUCGGUUGAUUCAAAAUUUCGCGGACAAGGACUGGCCAAGGAGUUGAUGAGAAAAAGCGAAGAAGUGGCACGUUCUAAAGGAUUUCGGCUCAUGAAAACCGACGCCACGGGAAUGUUUUCCCAACGAGUUGCUAGUUCCCUAGGGUUCCUUACUCGGCAUGAGGUGAAAUACGAAGACUAUCUCGAUCAGAACGGUGACCCGGUCUUUCAAGUGGGUGCUCCGCACGAUCGAUUAAAGAUAAUGUACAAAGCCUUAUAUUAA
Anopheles nili is the source of this 666-nucleotide messenger RNA. It is a transcript of the gene AANATL7, whose product is annotated as arylalkylamine N-acetyltransferase 1. Gene Ontology annotation, molecular function: N-acetyltransferase activity. NCBI's taxonomy places the organism in Eukaryota, Metazoa, Arthropoda, Insecta, Diptera, Culicidae. The transcript is spliced from 4 exons. Bases 1 to 666 code for a protein of 221 amino acids. The record is from RefSeq and is a predicted model, not a curated record.